Messenger RNA from Sardina pilchardus (European sardine), 3505 nucleotides. RefSeq names its product membrane-associated ring finger (C3HC4) 7 (gene marchf7). The record is from RefSeq and is a predicted model, not a curated record. The transcript has 11 exons. Lineage: Eukaryota; Metazoa; Chordata; Actinopteri; Clupeiformes; Clupeidae. Gene Ontology annotation, molecular function: zinc ion binding. Bases 70 to 2556 code for a protein of 828 amino acids.
AGGUGAGACACUUCUUGUUCUGUUUAUGCGGAAGCACUGCUAAAGGCGUUGUUUUUGCCUUCAGAAGUGAUGGAUUCUAAGCCGCGCAGGCUGCUACCCUUUGGGGGUUCUAGCUCAUCAUCACUCUCCACACCUUCAUCCCUCUCCGCCUCUUCCUCCCUGGGCGCCGGCUCUCUCUAUGGCAGGGGCAGCGUGCUCUCCAGUGAGCGCUUCGGACGGACCUCUUCCAGUAAACUGGACUCGGACUACCAGAGUUCCCGUUACCUCAGUGGCUCCCGAGACUAUGGCUCCUCAGAGAGCCGCCACUCGAGCUGGAAACUCUCCUCCCCUCUCUCCUCUGUGUCCCGUGAGCGCUCGUGGGCGGAGCCCUCCUUGGGGAGCAGCAGAAGCAAACUGAUGGACACUGAGAGGAGACUGGGCUCUUACACAGGCCUGCUCAGCUCUGCGCAGGACAGCGAGUCCAAACGGGCCAAGCUCUCUUACACCAACCGAGCGGCCUACGCCAGGACCCUGUCCGGCUCUGGCACCAGCAGCUCCUACUCCUCCCUGAACAGCAGCACAGAUAUGCCGUGGAAGAGCCUCAGCCCUCUGUCCAGAUCAUCUUCAUCCUCGUCCACCUCGUCCAGUUCCUCGUCCUCCUCCGAGGGGCUGUGGGCGCGCAGGGAGCUGGACAAGAGAGGAGAGACUGGCUAUAGCAGCCUGGCAGAGCGCAGCUCCACCUUCAGCUCCUCUCUAUACCGGCCGGAGCGCGUGACCUCCACCUAUGCUCAGGGGGCCCGCCCCAAAGAGAGCUUGGGCUCCUCCAGCCGUCGGGAGACUCCUUCUAGCCGCUACCUCUCCUCCCCCGCCUCCAGCUCUUCAUCAUCCUCCUCCGACUACCUCUCCCCCUCCCCGGUGCGCGCCUCCCUCUCCUCUGACCACCUCAGCUCCUCCUCCUCCCGCGCUCGCUCCUCGCUCUCUGACCACUCUCGCCUCUCCUCCUGGAGCUCGACCCCUUACACACCCCUCUCCCAGCGCCAGUUCUCCAAUCCCACCACCUCUGAGCCAACCACCAGCACCACCUCCACCACCACCAGCACCAACACAAGUAGUAGCAGCAGCAGCAGCCAACCGGACGGCAGACGCUCCACCCGACAUCUCCUCUCCCGCCUCUUCUCCCGCCGCUCCAGCCAGGACUCUUCCUCCAGCUCCGCUGCUGCCCCCACCUCUCCUCCACCUCCUCCUCCUCCUCCUCCUCCUCCUCCUCCUGUCCCCCGACUCCCCAUCCCCUCCCCAUCCCAGCCUCCACUGGCGGCCCCUGAGCGUGAAGAGGAAGUAGCAGACCCCGUGCAGUCGGCCUUCGCCAUGCUGCGGCGCCGACGACAGGAGCUCUCGCCGGUCAGGGAGUCGCGCGGCCGGCCCUCAGCAGACGUCCAGCAGCAGCAACAGACCAUGUCCCCUGACUUCUGGAGGAGCCGAGCGGCCGCGGCUGCAGCCAUGGCCUCAGGAGGAGGUGCAGCAGGAGCAGCAGCAGCAGCAGCAGCAGCAGGGGGAGGUGGUGGGGGUGGAGGUGGUGUUGGGAGCUCGUGGCUCUCCUCAUCCCUGCGGAACCGCUGCACGCCCCUGUUUGCCCGACGGCGGCGUGAGGGACGCGACGAAACAGCCGCACGCACCCACGUGCCCCCCCACACCAGCCCUGACGCCCCGCGCACCCCGCUGGAGGAGGAGGCGGAGGCGGAGGCGGAAGACGACGACGAUGAUGAUGAGGAGGAGGAGGAGGCUGAAGGAGCUGCAGCAGCGGCUGCUCCCUCCAUUGGAGGACUGGGCCUGUCGGCGGCUCAGCUGCAAGACGCUGCACGAUUGGCUGGCCUUGGCCGCGGGCACGCCUUCACGCGGGUGAUGUCCAAUCCGCUGCUCCGUGUUCCUGAUCACAUGAUGCUGGCAGUGGAUGUGGGUGGUGCUGGUGGGAGGGGCCAGCCUGACGGACAGGAAAAGGAGAAGCCCGCCUCCUCCAGGGACCCAGAGAGGCUGCGCAAGCUUCAGGAGAGCCUGCUAUUGGAGGACUCGGAUGAGGAAGAGGGGGAUCUGUGCCGCAUCUGCCAGAUGGGCGAGGAGUCUGGCUCCAACCCUCUGAUUGAGCCCUGCCGCUGCACCGGCAGCCUGCAGUACGUGCACCAGGACUGCAUCAAGAAGUGGCUCCUGUCAAAGAUCAGCUCUGGGUCGAACCUUGAUGCCAUCACCACGUGUGAGCUAUGUAAGGAGAAACUGCAUCUGAACAUAGACAACUUUGACAUCAAUGAGCUCUACAGGUCCCAUGAGCGGUCGGAGUAUGAGUUCAUCAGCUGUGGACUGUACCUGGUGGUGCUGCUCCACCUGUGUGAGCAGAGGUUCUCUGACGUGCUGGGCGCAGCCAAUGAGGCAGGGUUUUUCAACUUGGCGAGAACUCUUCAUGAACACAUGGACAAUCUUGAAAGUUCAUACGCUGAGUCCGAUGAGGAGGAGCGGGACCACCGUCCGUCCAUCGACUUCUGCGACCUGGAAGAUGAUGAUGACGAAGAGGAAGAGGAGGAAUAUUGAUCAAAGGGACGUGGAAAAGCCAGGGAGCUGCUUGUCCGCUCUCCGCUCCUUUCGCUCCAGGCUUGUCUGACUCCACCCUGCCUUUGUCCUCCAGAAGAGGAGGAGGGAGCUACUCCACCAUGCCAAGAACAGGGGAGAGUAAGAGGAGGAACUUGCUUUUUCUGCCUUAAAAACACAAGAGAAUGAAAAGUAACAAAAAAUGUUUGUCUGAGUAGUUAUUUUUAUUCCCCCUCCCCCCUUAGUUUUGUUUAAUCACUGUAUCCCCUGAUUCCUCUGGAGAAAGCGCUAUGCCUUUUUUUCGUGUCUCCAUGCUGUUGUCCACAACCAUUAUAGUUUUGUUUGUUUUUUGUUUGUUCAAUCAUUCACUCACUCACUGGCUCACCAUUUGCUCUGUCACAGGGGUCAGGCACACUUUCAUGAAGUUUGUAAUUUUGUCUCUCUCAUUUUAUGUGUGUGAUGGCUCUUCUUUUCAUGUCUGCCUUGGGAUAUGAUGUGUGUCAGUCAUUGGGCUGCGCUGAACCCUACUGACUGUGGUAGCCAGUUUUGAAAGACACUGAGGCAGUGAUUCCCACUCUGCCUUACAUUUUCAUCAACACCGUGUGUGUGUGUGUGUGUGUGUGUGUGUGUGUGUGUGUGUGUGUGUGUGUGUGUGUGUGUGUGUGUGUGUGUGUGUGUGUGUGUGUGUGUGUGUGCAGGCAUGUGGAAUGAUGAACAACAUAUAUUCCCUUUAAACAUCUUUCUCUUCUCUCUUUUUUCUGUAUGUGAAAAACCAUGUUGGUUGUUUUUGAGUUGAAACUCUGAUGUGAAACAGAGCUGUGAUUUUUCCUUCUUGUUUGUCUUAUGUUCUCUUUUUUUUGUGUUUGAUGAACAAAAAAAGGUAAUGUAAGUUUUGCUUGGCUUACUGUUGAUUUCCAGGUUGAAUUCCUAAAAUAAAGCUUUCAGAUGUAUG